Molecule: messenger RNA, 264 nt
Organism: Fusarium musae
Lineage: Eukaryota; Fungi; Ascomycota; Sordariomycetes; Hypocreales; Nectriaceae
Exons: 3
Coding region: 1-264 (87 amino acids)
Source: RefSeq, a predicted model, not a curated record
AUGAAGUUUGCCUCUUCUCUCUUUCUCAUCGCCAACGUGGCUACUGGAGCACUUGCUCUUAAAGGAGAUGGCGCCGCGUGUGAGUUGAACAUCGAGUGUCUCAGCGGAUACUGCAUGCCUCAUACAGGCUCGGACCAAUACGUAUGCUGGGGUGAGCGCCGUAAGGGAGACUGGUGCAACGUCAACUACACCGGAACUGUGUGCAACAGAGGACUGACGUGUAAAUCUUACCAGGGAAGCUUCUUCCUUGGCAAGUGCUCCUAA